AUGGAACGACUUGAAGAUAAUAGUUCUAAUAAAUAUCCCCGAAUUUCAGAACAUAUUGAUCAAGCAAAUAAUAUUUUAAAUAUUUUGAUUUUGAUAUAUUUUUUCGCUAAAGCAUCUGUCACUUUGAUUUUAGUUUUGCAAAUUGAUGAAUUUCAAACUGGAAAUUAUUGGACAAUCACAUUAUUUCGUGUCAUAAGUAAUAUAGUAGUUCUAGCAAAAUUCAAAACUUUAAUCAUUCCAAUAUGUACUGGUACUGCACCAUCUAAAAUUACAAAUCUGGAUAACAGCCAAUUUAAUAAAUCUCCAUUUAUCACCUAUGAAUUUAUGAGUCUAUUCAAUGAGUUUACCACUUAUUAUCAUGGGAACAGUGACAUUUUACCAGAGAAGAAUAACAGAAUUUAUCGUUGUGUUGUAAACUCUAUAAAAGGAAUUCCAGUUGUCAUUGAAACUGCAGUUAAAACAUUUUUAGAUAUGAUUGAAGGAAUAAGAAUAUUUCAAACCUAUGAUAUGGCAAAAAAUUUGGGGAAAAUUUAA
Molecule: messenger RNA, 534 nt
Organism: Entrophospora sp. SA101
Lineage: Eukaryota; Fungi; Glomeromycota; Glomeromycetes; Entrophosporales; Entrophosporaceae
Source: the annotation of a GenBank genome assembly